AUGAUUAGUCGACGUGCAUCACCCGGUAUCAGCCUAGGAGCGGACAAUCAUGGACGUCUAUUUGAAAAAUCAGUUCGAGAACGAAACUUGAAGAAAACUAAACCUGGAGUACUAGCUGCACAAUACAGACUCAAUGUUCCUGCUACAAAAACAUCCCAGUCAAGUAAAAUACUUAGGCCAAAGAAACAUGACAUGGUUCAGAUGGUCCGAGACGAAGUCGAGGAUAGUAAUGUUUUCGAUGUACCGAAAAAAGAAGAGAGAGAAGUUAAAGAAAUUAGGCUGCUUAAUUUAGACGACUCUGAUUUUUCAGAUGAGGAAGAUGAACUUGAGCUAUAUUUCAUGAGUCAACGGCCAAAAGAGAAGAUGUCUCAAAAACUUUAUAAAGAGGCUUGUAAGACAUUACAGAUCACGCCGAUGCAAAUGUUUCAUAAAGCUUUGGACACAGAUGAAAUCCGAGUUAUCGGAGUGACGAUGAAACCAAAAGAUACAAAGGCGUGUGCAAUAGCUCUUUGUCGAGACAGUGAAGUAGAGAAGCUGACAUUUGACGGGAAUGAUCUAGGAAGCAGUGGUGCUAUGUAUAUUGCUGAUGUGGUGGACAGGAACACAUACUUGAUAGAAUUAAGUAUUACAGAAAACAAUAUUGGAAAACAAGGUGCUGAAGCUAUAUGUGAAGCGUUGAAGAAUAAUAAUUACCUGAGAAAGUUAGAUUUAUCAGGUAAUAACUUGACGGAGGGCGAUGCUGUUCAUUUCAAAGAAAUGUUAGAUGAGAACCAUGCCCUUAGAGAACUUCAUCUGAAACACAAUAAAUUUCACGAAAGAGGAGGCGAAAUAUUUGCAGAAGGAUUAGCUGUUAAUGACUUCCUCAAAGUUCUUGAUUUAAGUUGGAAUCACUUACGACUCCGUGGAGCCACAGCUAUUGGUAGAGCUUUACAGAAAAAUCGCCAUCUGGAAAAACUUGACAUUUCUUGGAACGGCUUCCACUUAACAGGAGCAGCAACUAUCAGUUACGCCCUAACAAUGAAUACAGCACUUAUUGAACUAGAUAUGAGUUGUAACAGACUUACAGACGCAUGCGCAAAAUGUCUUAUAAAAGGAAUUGAGAAAAAUUCAACUCUGAAAAUUUUGAGGCUUGGAAAAAAUCAAAUGUAUCCCGUCAGUGCAAUGGCCAUACUGGAAUGUAUAGAUCAAUCCAUAUCAGGAAUACAACUCUUAGAUCUUGGGGACCAAUGUGUUAUGGAUACAUUUGAAAAAUUAUAUAAUGAAAUGAAAAAAAGAAAAGAUUCCUUUAAAGCCAUUUAUGGAUAUGUUUGGGACACGAAUCGCGAAGGAAUUUCACAAACUGAUGUAAACGAAGAUGAAAAGGAUCUCAUUGACGAGGACCCAUUACUUGUCUUAUUUGAAUAUGCCCGACUUCAAAACUUUCGUCUUUUGGACAUGUUUACUAUAUUAGACACAGAUAAAAGUGGAUCUCUUGAUAAACAAGAAUUCAAAGAUGGAUUAGAGCAAGUGAAAAUACCAAUGUCAGAACCAUCUCUGAACCUUUUGAUAAAGAAGAUGGACAAAGACGGAGAUGGUGAAAUAGAUUUUGGGGAACUGAUUUCAGCUCAAAAGUUGCAUAAAGAAAAAUUGAGGGAUUUUAUGAGAGCUGAGGUUGAUUUGGAGAACACAGAAAUAGGAAGAAUCGACCGGAAGAUAAGAAUGGUCAUGAGCAGACGACAUUUAAUGAAAAAGAAGAAAACAGAAAUGAAAGAUCUUCUCAAAGUUUUAACAAAAGCAGCUAGACCCGUAGAAGAAGACAUACCUGUGGAAGAAGACAUACCUGUGGAAGAAAAAGUUGCUAGGGAUCUGAAAUCUACUUUACAAAAAGGCUUUCCUAAAAUGGCAAAUCUUAUGAAUUUCCUUCCAGAUAUAAAGCAAAGACUGUCAUUAGUCACUCAAACAGAGGCAGAAGGAAACAACAACCAACCAGUGGACGCACCAGAUGAAAGCAACCAAUCAGGAGACACAUGAAAACAACAAACAUUUAAGAAAUGUAUAAGUGAUAAAUUAAACUGCUCUCUAAAAACGACAAAUGAAAAAACAAAAAAUUUUGAAGAAUAAAUGAUACAGCUCCCAGGGAUGAAAAUUAACAAGGGCAACGUUGACCACAAUCCUUAACAUAUGGCCUUGGCUACUAAACGUUUCUUCAUUUUUAUUUAGUUAGAAGAAAUUAGACUACUACAUUAAAAUUUCUCAACAAAAAUUCCGUUUCAGCUGGUUUUGAUUUAUAUAAUUUAUAUAUGCUGGUUCACCGAAAGUGACAUAAACAGCAUGCCUGAACAUCGAUAUUAAAUACUUAAUUUGAAAACUGGAUUAAUUUAUCAUUGACAAUCAACAAAACAUGUAAAAUUAAAUAUUAUUUAUGUUUG
Messenger RNA from Mytilus californianus (California mussel), 2408 nucleotides. Its product is annotated as leucine-rich repeat-containing protein 74A-like. The record is from RefSeq and is a predicted model, not a curated record. Bases 1 to 2010 code for a protein of 669 amino acids. The transcript has 13 exons. NCBI's taxonomy places the organism in Eukaryota, Metazoa, Mollusca, Bivalvia, Mytilida, Mytilidae. Gene Ontology annotation, molecular function: calcium ion binding; protein binding.